GCGCCGGCUUGGGGGAAAAGCUCCUUGUUGCUGGGCAAGAGAGAGAGAGCCUGCCUUGUUCCACCUGAAGUCUUCUUCCGAGCAGGGCGCGAUGGAGCAGCCUGUGCAGACUGAAGUGUGGAAACCACAGACGUUGGAGGAGCUAAUCCGGAUUCUCCAUCAGUUGUUUUCCGGCGAUAAAGUCAAUAUAGACGAAGUGCAAACUUUAAUGGAAUCUUACGAGAGCAAACCCGAAGAGUGGACCAAGUACGCCCAGUUUGACCAGUUCAGAUACACAAGGAAUCUCGUGGAUAAAGGAAAUGGAAAGUUCAAUCUGAUGGUCUUAUGCUGGGGAGAAGGGCAUGGCAGCAGUAUCCAUGAUCACACAGAUUCACACUGUUUUAUGAAGAUACUUCAAGGCAAUCUGAAGGAAACACUAUUUGAGUGGCCUGGCAAAAAGGGGUCUGGAGAGAUGGUGAAGAAAUCGGAAAGGGUUUUGAGGGAAAAUCAUUGUGCCUAUAUUAAUGACUCCAUUGGCCUUCAUCGUGUGGAGAACCCAAGCCAUACAGAAACUGCUGUUAGUCUUCAUUUGUACAGCCCACCCUUUGAAACCUGCCAUGCCUUUGAUCAAAGAACUGGACACAAGCAAAAAGUGAAAAUGACAUUCUAUAGCCAGCUUGGAGAAAGGACUUCAUCUAUAACAUUGGUUUCAAAAGAGAACAACUGAGAAGUGUAAGGCCUGCUGUGUUUGUGUGUUGAGACAGAGCAGGAGGAAAGUAGGGUGAAUGCCAGCAGCAAGCUGUGUCUGAAUAAUCUCUACCGUAGGACAGCUUCCUGGUCACACAGUUAUCCUGAAUGAUUUCUCCUCUCCUUUUGAAUGUUAAACGGAGUAGUGCCACUGAAUUCAGAUGUCCCUUUCUGGAUUUUUUUGUUGCUUAUUAAUUUCUCCUUUGAAACUGUAUAAACAGAAGUUCAGCAUAUGGGUCCUUAAAUAUCAUCUGACUCUCUUAACAGCCCUACAGAUAUGCUAGUUUAGAUUUUUAAGCCUCUGGUCAACAUUAACUUGUAGUCAUCUAGUAUGUACUAUAUACUGUUAAUAGCCUCAUAUCUUAUGUUCAGUGAUUUGUUGAAAAUUUUAAAUAGUUUGUGUAUUUUUAAAACGUCAUGUAUAAGAUGUUUUUAAUAGCAAUAAUUGUCUUGUAUAAUAUUGGUUUUCUGUAAAGUUUUUUUAAAAGUUGCUAAUGAUGUGGAAAGAGCUCAGCUUCCAGUCUUUAGUGGAACCUGCUUGAAAACUUAAAUAAAAUUGAAUUUGGAUACAGAA
This is a messenger RNA of Hemicordylus capensis (graceful crag lizard), 1300 nucleotides long. It is a transcript of the gene CDO1, whose product is annotated as cysteine dioxygenase type 1. Gene Ontology annotation, molecular function: ferrous iron binding; cysteine dioxygenase activity. NCBI's taxonomy places the organism in Eukaryota, Metazoa, Chordata, Lepidosauria, Squamata, Cordylidae. Bases 92 to 706 code for a protein of 204 amino acids. The transcript is spliced from 5 exons. The record is from RefSeq and is a predicted model, not a curated record. Gene Ontology annotation, biological process: L-cysteine catabolic process.